Messenger RNA from Dicrocoelium dendriticum, 1479 nucleotides. Lineage: Eukaryota; Metazoa; Platyhelminthes; Trematoda; Plagiorchiida; Dicrocoeliidae. The record is from the annotation of a GenBank genome assembly.
GGCUAGGUAUGGUAAUCAGACAGUUGCAGCAGUAUUCGAUCCAACGCGACUUCACUGGGCCAGCAGCGUGGCUGCAGCCUGCUGUCCAUUGGCCAAUGACAACACACCGCUUGACGUCAAUUUCAGAACGAACUGAGCCCGUAGUUAACAAAGUCGGACCUAUGCUCACGGCAUUCUCGUGAUGGGCGUUCGCGGUCUACACAGCUUUAUCGCACGAAACCCCGGGAGUUUCAAGUUAACUCGACUUCACAACACCUAUGUGGUGAUUGAUGCGGAUAACUUGGUGAGCAACCACUAUCGCGAAUCCGGUUUAGCGAAUUACUAUGGUGGCGAAUUGAUUGAGUUCCAAAUUUAUGUGUUGAAAUUUGUGAGACUAUUGCAACAAUGCUGCAUCAAGCCCAUCUUCAUCUUCGGUGGAUGCCUCGAACAAAGUGGCGGCAAACGGGAGACGUUACUGGAUCGCAACAUGGAGCGAAUCAACGCCUUGUGGGAUUUCAUCCAACAGGCCCGAGCAUCUGCAGAUCCAGACAGGAUGGCUUCCCUCGAAAAUCUACUACCGAAACUCGCCCAUCAAGUUGUGAUGGAGUUGCUAGAUGAAUGCGGCGUCCCAUAUAUUUGCGGCACCCGUAAGGCUAAAUUGCAAAUGGCUGAACUCGCUGUGGUACUUAACUGUCCGCUGAUGAGUAACAACUCCGACUUCUACAUAUUUCAAUCGCUUGUCCCAUCACGUUACCGAGUGAUUCCGUUCUCUUUACUAAACUCUACAUGUGAGCAGUUGCCAACGAAAUGCGCCGAUUGUGGCUCACAGUCUGCAACGUGCUAUGGAUUAUCAUGUUCCGUUUUCUGCCAAUAUCCACCUUGUUUGAACAAAGUGAAACCGCAUUUACUUCCUCUGCUAGCGGUGCUUUUGAACAAUGAUACAAGUUCAAACGUUCGCCCGCCUGAUAGCGUCGAAUGCCUAAUAAAACAGUCUCAAGGCGCGAAGCGGGUACAUGAUGUGCUGCAUUGGUUGGAGCGAUUCUCGGACGAACCCUCAGGUGCGAUACGUGAAAUUUUGUCCGGGUAUGCCAGGUUCGAGUUAGAAGAGAUAACUAAACAAGUCGCGCAGUGCAUCCAUGGGUAUUUUCUUGACUCGUUUACGGAUGGUUUUGAACUGGCCAAUGAAUUGAACCUCCCUACGGACACUGCAUUUGCCCUGCACGCACCACGCGGGAACCCACCUGUUAACAUUGAUUCUAUUUCAGUGAAAACACUGGAUGAGGCUGUUUCAUUGCUCUCUCAGGCCCUAGCUCACUGGGAAGUUGCGGAGGUUGAAAUGAAUGCGGAUUUUUGCUUCCGAUGGCCGCGGCAGCUGAAACGUGCUUAUCGAACUGGUCGCAUAACAAUUUCGCUGCUUGAUGCGCUUUACAUGCGUGGUGGAGGUGUGCUAUGGAUUCUGUAUGAGGAUCUGAACUACACGAAUUCCAUCUACUCCGUGAG